This is a messenger RNA of Drosophila innubila, 3701 nucleotides long. Its product is annotated as probable ATP-dependent RNA helicase DHX34. Gene Ontology annotation, cellular component: intracellular anatomical structure. The record is from RefSeq and is a predicted model, not a curated record. Gene Ontology annotation, biological process: nuclear-transcribed mRNA catabolic process, nonsense-mediated decay. Bases 55 to 3450 code for a protein of 1131 amino acids. NCBI's taxonomy places the organism in Eukaryota, Metazoa, Arthropoda, Insecta, Diptera, Drosophilidae. Gene Ontology annotation, molecular function: ATP binding; RNA binding. The transcript is spliced from 7 exons.
UUUGUUUACGUGCCUGCCGGUGAAUUUGUUUACUUCUUUGAAACGCGCACAAAAAUGAGCAGAAAAUCGACUAAUAAACGGCAGCCACUAAAUUUGGUAGAUUUUAGUUUUCUGGAUCACAAAGCGCAACUAAGUGCACAGCUGCACGUGAAGAGUCGCCAUCAGUUGAGUCUCGUCGAGAACGAAGCGGACUUCUGGCACUUUGUUAACAAAUAUGAAUCAAUGCUGCGCAAUAUUGGACAACCGGUGCUGCCGCCGCUGCUCAGCGAGCGGGAGCACUCCCAGCCGCAGCCAUAUCACAAAAGCAAACACUUGGCGCUGCAGCUGGACGAGAAGUCGCUGCGUCACGAGAACAGCAGCAACAGUAAAAAUGAGUUGCAGUCGCAGUUUCAACAGUUGGUGCUCAUCUACCUGGACUUUAAGCAGAAGGAGAAAUUCAAUCGCAUCAAGAAACUGCGGCAGGCACAACGUUCUCUGCCUAUAGCACGCUUCAAGCAGGAUUUACGCAGCUCCUUAGACGCAACGCGUGUCCUCAUUGUGGCAGGCGAUACAGGGUGUGGCAAGUCGACGCAGGUGCCACAGUUCCUCUAUGAGUUCGGCUAUCGCAGCAUUGCCUGCACCCAGCCACGUCGUCUGGCGUGCGUGUCGCUAUCGAAGCGUGUGGCCCACGAGCUGCUCGAUGAUUACGGCAGCAAGGUGGGAUUCCAGAUCCGCUUUGAGCGCAACAAGACACAGCGUACGCAUAUACUCUUUAUCACUGAGGGAUUACUGCUGCGCCAGUUGGCGUUGGCCUCCAAUUUGGAGCAGUACGAUGUGCUCAUACUGGACGAGAUUCAUGAGCGUAAUCUCUUUGGUGACUUUCUGCUGGGCGUGACCAAGUGUCUGCUGCGUGCCAAGCCCCAAAUGAAGCUAAUCCUCAUGUCGGCCACCAUCAAUGUGGAGCUCUUCCAUGGCUUCUUCAAGGAGGAAGGCGCACGUCUGCUCCAAGUGCCAGGUCGCUUGUUUCCCAUCAAAUUGCGUUACAUGCCGCCGCCAGCGUUGGAGCUGAAGGCGGGUCAAGCCACCGCUGGCUCCAAGCGAGCGCAGAGUGCGCGUCUCGAUCCGGCGCCAUUUAUUCAGGUGCUCAGCCUGAUAGAUCAACAGUAUCCCACUACGGAGCGUGGUGAUGUGCUCAUCUUUGUCAGCGGAGUCAACGAGAUUGACAGCAUCUGCGAAGCUGUGCGGGAAUAUGCAACUCAGCAGACGCAGUGGCUGGUGCUGCCGCUGCACAGCGGAUUGGCGCUGGCGGAGCAGGACAAGGUCUUUGACUAUGCACCCGAUGGCAUGCGCAAGUGCAUCGUGUCCACGAACAUUGCGGAAACAUCGCUGACCGUGGAUGGAGUGCGUUUUGUCAUCGACUCCGGCAAGGUGAAGGAGAUGAGCUACGAUACCAGCUGCAAGGGACAGCGUCUCAAGGAGUUCUGGGUCUCGAAGUCAUCGUCGGAACAGCGCAAAGGUCGCGCCGGACGCACUGGACCAGGCGUUUGCUUUCGUCUGUAUACACAGCAGCAGUUUGAUGCCUUCGAGGCGUAUCCCACGCCGGAGAUCUAUCGUGUGCCGCUGGACACGAUGCUGCUGCAGAUGGUGUCUAUGGGAUUGCCGGAUGUGCGCGCCUUUCCCUUCAUUGAGGCACCGGAAACGGAGCGCAUUGAGCAGACGAUACUUGGACUCAAACAACAUUGCGCACUUAGUGUGGAUGAGAAGAUCACACCUUUGGGCAGCUCGCUGGCCAAUCUGCCCGUGGAACUGUCCAUUGGCAAGAUGCUGCUCAUGGGCUGUGUCUUCCCGGAUGUGGAGCAGCUGCUCACGCUGGCCGCCAUGCUCAGCGUACAGAAUCCAUUGACGACACGCGCGCACACGGAUCAGCGUUGCGAGCGGGAACGUCAGCCGCUGGAAUCGGAUCAGGGUGAUCUCUUUACGCUGCUGCGCGCCUAUCGCGAAUGGCUGCAGCUGAAGAUGUCGCGGGAGAACACCAGAAAAUGGUGUCAUCGUCUGGGCAUCGAGGAGCAGCGUUUCUACGAGGUCUGCAAGCUGCGUCAACAGUUCCAGCGCAUCCUCGAGAGCUGCCGCAUGGCGGCACCAACUGCUGCCGGCUCCCUCAGCAGCUCCGAGCGUGCCCGUCGCCAUGGUGAGCUGCGUCAGCUCAAGGCGCUGAAGCGACGCCAACGCUACGAGCAACCGCGUCAGCGUAAGCUGCUCAAGCAUCAGCAUGGACUGCACGAUCAGCAGGAUGAUGACCUGGAUCAGGAUCCCGGCGAGGAUAUGCGCGAUGUGGACUUUCGUCUGCGUCACGAUGCCCGUCAGCUGGCGCUGCUGGAGCGCUCAGCGCGUCUGGAGCGGCAUCGGGAUGUGAUGCUGCUCAAGCUGCUGCUCGUCAGCGGCUUCUAUCCACAGCUGGCCAUCGCGGAUGAGUUCAACUACUGCAAAGGCGCCGGCCAGCAAUUCUUUCACACUCAGCUCAAGCCCUUCAUCUCCAUGCAUCCGAAUGCGCACUUCGCCAAGAGCUAUGAGCUCCUAAAGCUCGCCGAGAGUGAUCUGCAUGCCAAGCCCGAUUAUUAUACGCCCAAACAGCCGUUGAGUGAACGCCAUCAGCUGUUGUGCUAUCAAUCCCUGCUGGAGACUGCCAAGCCGUAUUUGAUGAACUGCAUCCGUUUGCCGGCGGCACAGACGCUGCUGCUCUUUGGCUAUGCCAUCGAUACCAAUCUGGGCGUCACGCGCGUCGUCUGCGAUGGCUGGCUGGGAUUGGACUUUCCGCAGCCGGGCAGUGGACUGCAGUUGCUCUCACGCGCCAUUGAGCUGCAGCGACGCUGGAGCAGACGCCUCUAUGACAAGCUCAAUGAGCUCAAUGGCAGUCAGUCUGCUAGUGUGACAGCUGCUGCUCCGGAGAGAAACGACACUUUGUGGCAUGAUCUGCUGGAUUUCAUGAGUCUGGACAUUGUUUAUAGCAUCAAGCGGCUGCUGCCCGCCGAUCUCAAGACUUUGUACACACGUUCUGCGCCGCCAGAGCGACUGCAGCUGUUGCAAACGAAUCCGUUUGCCGCCGACUUUCCGCUGAGCGUGAACAGCGAGAAGGGAGGACUCAAUGUAUCCGAGCAUGUGGUUUAUGGCUGCCUCGCCGAGCUGCCCUGGACACUGGCCAUGGAGGCAACACUGCAGCAGCAGCCCUGGCAUUGUGCUCACUGUGACUUUCAGCUGGAACAGUACGAUGUGCCCGACCAGCUGCUGCAUCGCUUGGAGUGCCAGGGAAGCCGAGAAAGUCGACGGCAUGCAACUCCGGAAACGAAGGAAACUGCAGCAAGCAGCAGCAGUUCCCGGGAUGCCAACUAUCACUGUGAGAGCUGUGGACGCUCCUUGAAGCUGUCGCAGAUCGAUAUACUGCGUCAUCGUCGGCAAUGUGUGGGCAACAAGUGAUUCCCCCAACUGAUGCCCUAAACAACUCCAAAGCAGCAUGCCCAAUAUAAAGGGACGACAGUGUAGAGCUAAGUCGAUACAGUCAAUGCGUUAGAGCAGUAUAGCUAGCUGAUUGAAAUUGCAGAGUAACUGCUCACUCUCAUCUAAUUGUUAUGCUCAAAAAAAUAAAAAAAAUAAUAAGCUAACAAAGGAAAUAAACUUUGCCAUUCUGUUCAUAGAUAUUAAUUAUAAUUAAUUAAUAUAUCCAAAAA